AUGGACAGUGACUUGCACAUUGAGGUGAGCGGUUUUCGGAUUUCGGUUUCUAGGAUUAACCUUAACCCUGACCCCAGUGCCUCCGAGCCUAUCCGCCACAGUUCUUUGGAGAGCUCGACUUCCUCCUUCGAACUUGUGGACCCCGGUGCCAGUCCUCCCGCAUACUCUUCUCUGCCCCCUCCCGACUCGCUUUACCCCUUGCAGGCCUCCGGGCCCCAGGCGUCUUCAGGCGCAGGUUUGGGUCGCAGGCCCUCUGCCAGGUCCCAGGUCAGGUCCUUGCUCUCCUCGCAGGCCUCAGGUGCUUCCUCGCAAGCCCCCGUUGCCCCGAGCCAGCCUACCCGUGCAGAGGCGGCCGAGCCUCCUUUGUCGUCUUCCCCACUGCCCGUCAGGUCUCAGGUCCUUGCCAGGUCAGCCCUUCCCUCGCCCCUUCGCGUGCCAGAGUACCCCUUGCAAGGCCCGCUGAGGCCUAGGUCAGAGGUCGAGGCUUCCUUCCCAGAGUUGCCUAGGUGCCUCUUUGACUCCUGCCGCGUGCUCCGUGGAGGCUCUGUAUCUUGGCAGGCCCGGGCUUUGCGUGCGUGGGCAGCCGGCUGCUGGGCCAGAGCUGUUCUUGAGGCUCAAGUAGAGAGCCCCAACCACUCGGGCUCCAUUGGCCUGAGCAACAGAGUGUACUGUGUGAUUGCGGCCGAGGGCCUUGGGAGCCCCGCCAUUGUGCAUUCCUUCCCGGCCUACAAGGCUAUCGUCGGUGAGCUCCGCCGUGGAGGCUCGAUCUCCCACGGCUUCCCUUCCGAGGCUGAGGCCAGGCUGUACUUUGCAGGCGCGGGCCUUGACUACCCUUCGCUCCCCGCCGUGGAGGCAGGCCAGGUUACACUGUUGGAGUUCACCUGGCCCUGGCCCCCUGGAGGAUUGGGAGACCCAGCCACCUGCAUUUCCUAUGUGGUUAUGAAACGCGCCGAGGGUUUCGUGCUGUGCCUGCCGACCGGCUUCCUGCCCAGCGAUGCCCUCCAGGAAGGUUUGGUCAACGACUCGCCCGAGGGGCUGGGCCCCUCCUUGGAGCUCGAAGCCUCAGCGGUCCGCCUUGCAGCCUCGGGCCAUGUGCCGAAGUCCAUUCAUCACCUAGUGGGGCCGCCCCCCGCGACUCGUGCCAGGCCCAAGCUCCCCUCGCCCGACAUCGACCACGAGGCCCAGCUAGCACUUAUCACUGGAGGCGGCGACUCGCAGCCGCCCGCAACCCAGGCUCUCGCCCCGGACUCUCUGGCAGCAGCCGCGCUAGCGCAGUCAAAUGCCCUGGUCUCUCUGGUUGGCCAGCUUGCUCAGGGCUCUUCGGAGCCAAUGCUAGACAGCCCCUCCACGACUUCUGUUCGGGGGGCCCUGGGGAGGCAGAAGCUGCAACAGGAGCUAGCCAGCACCCCCGGCGUGUUCUCACAGCGCAUCCGCCGGAACGCGGCCCUGCGUAUGAACCCCACGGGGCUUGUUGGGGCGGACUUUGCCACCAUGGUCAGGUACUUGGAAAGGCCCCGCAAACGCCGCCGCACCUUAGCCCAGCACGUGAGUGUUGUUCUCUGUGUGGUGGUGCUGGCGCUUAACUUCCUUCAUGCCGAGGGGAAGCACGUGCCGCCGGAGGCCUUGCGGAGGCGUGCGCCCGGCUGGGCGGCUCAUUGCUUCAGCCAGGGCGAAAAGGAUGAUUGUUACCUUGGCCGGCCCCGGCCCCAUCACGAUGAGACUUUUGUGCCCCACCGCCCGGGUGGGCCCGAGGAGCUUCGCCCCUACCGGGACCUUGACCCUAGCCGCGUGACGCUUUCUGGGAGAGGCCAGUGGAGGAUUUCCGAGCACCUUGACCCGAGCCUGCUUCUCCCUUUCCUUGAGCCGCGGGCUCUGCAGACCUUUGUUCCCCAGCCGGCCCCGGGCCCUUGUUUUAAGCACGAGCGGAGCUCCACUACCACGGGCCUGCUGCGAAAGUGGGACGAGCUUGGACUACUGCACCUCGUCCCUGGCCCUCUGGAGGAGGACCGGCUCACCCGUGUGUUUGGGUCGUACAAGGACCAGGACAGGGACAGGCAGAUUGGCGACCGCAGGCACAUGAACAACCGCGAGGCGAGGAUAACCGACGGCCCGUCCCGACGCCUCCCGUCCGGCUUCCAGCUUGUCAGGCUUACCUGCCCCCGUCGGACCCAUGCGCUGUACGGGUCUUGCGUUGACAGAAAGGACUUCUACCACCAGGCAGCUGUGACCCCCCAGCGGGCGUCGACGAACGCCGUGGCACCUGUCUUCUGCCUCAAGGAUUUCCUUGGGACCCAAGCGUUGCAGGAGUUCCUUGCCGCUGCCGACCGGGCCUACCUCGAGGCCUGCGACCCGCCAGGCUCCUUCAGGCCCUCUCCGGUUCUUGUUUCCUCGGAGCUCAAGGUGCACGGUGCCUUCAAGAGCCUUUUCCAGGGUGACCAUGCCGGGGUCGAGUUUGCUUGUUCAGGCCACGAGGGAUUGUUGAGGUCAGCCGGUGUCCUUGGUGAUCCCCCCGGCGGCAGACUCCUUAACCGGUGCCCAGUUGCCACCCGUGGCCCUUGGACAGGUCUGGUGAUAGACGACCUGUUUUGCAUCUCGUGCGAGGCAGCAGCCCGCGAGCCAGGUCGUGAAGAAGGUCCUUUGUCGGGCGCCGCCCGCCCCGUUGUGUCAGAAGGUGAGCGUUUGCUGCGUAAAGCCAAGGAGGCCUACCACAGGGAAGGUGUCGAGGGCUCCGGCCCGAAGGACGUCUUCAGCCAACGAGUCUUCACCGUCGCCGGGGCGCAGGUCGACGCCUCCCCCGCUUCCGUGCAGGCCGGCUGUGUGCUUGUUGGGCUCCCUGCUCCGCGCCGCCUUGCCCUUGCCCAUGCCUCCCUUGAAGUUGCGUCUGGCCGCUUUGUCAGCGAAGAGCUUGCCUCCGUCCUUGCUGGUUGCUGGGUCACCUCCCUCCUUUACCGAAGGUGUCUCAUGGCCGCCAUCGGCCCCCUGUUCGCCGUUGGCAAAAAGACUGCCGAGACAGGAGGCAGCCACCUGCAGCCCCUUGGGCCCGCCGCUCGUCAAGAUCUCGUGCUGCUUGCGGCCCUGGCCCCCGUGAUGGUGUCCAACGUUGCCGCGCCCAUCAGCUGCAAGGUUGGCUGCUCGGACGCCUCUCUCGAGAAAGGCGCCGUGUGCACUACGGACGUGUGCCCGGCCGUGGCAGAACACUUGUGGCAAACUGCUGGCCAGAAGGGUUGGUACACUAAGCUGCAGGACUCCCACGAGGCCCCCUCUGGUGAAGAUGAGCUGUCGGAUGAGGAAGCAGGCCCUGCCCCUCCCUCUCCCCAAACACCGCCCGCGAUGCUGUAUGAUUUCCUUGAGGUUCGGACUGGUGGGCCUUGGGCCUCGACCGCCUUCCCUCCACACCUCCUGCUGGGCCCUGUCAUUGAUGCACAGGCCUCCCCUUUCUUCAGGAUUUCGGCCCCAGCCUGCCUAGAAUGGGUUCUCUGGUUGAUUCAGCACCAGCGGCUUCGCUCAAUACUUGUGGUGCCUCCCGUCGGUUCUUUCUCUCACCUUGCACGGCCCCGUGCCAAAAGCAGCCCCGGUGCCCUUGCCAAGGAUCGCAAGCUCCUCGCAGCCGCCCUCGCCAUCAUGCUGGUCGCUGGCCGCUGUGGCGUUCCGGCGGUGCUGCUCCACCCCUCUUCUUCUCGUGCUCGUUUUCUGCCCCACUGGCUGAGCCUCGUCACCACCCACGGUUUCAAGGAGGCUACUCUUGCAGGCUGUGACGUGUUUUCUAUCCCCGGGCCCCCCGUUGUGGCCCUCCUCUCUCCGGCUGCCUGUUCGGGCCCGUCUCCUUUCGAGAAGCUUCAGUCUGAGUGCAAGCCUGCCACUCCGCUCGCUGUUGCGCUGUGCUUUGAGGCUCUGCUUGGCCCGCAGCCCCUGGCCUCACCUGCCACCGGUCUGGAGAACAUCCUGCUCAACGACAUCAUGGUCUCGCACCAGUGGGCCUCCGAGUCUGCAUGGCCGUGGCGGGACCGCACGCACAUAAACGUGCUUGAGGGCCGCGCUUUCUUACGUGCCCUGCGCCUGCGUGCCCUUGCCUGCGACGAGCAGCGUUUUGUCCAUGCCGUUGACUCUAGUGUUGUGCUUGGUGCUGCGCUCAAGGGCCGGACCAGCUCGAGAUUGCUCAGGCCGGUCGUUAUGAAGGCGGCGGCGCUGCAGGUCGGGUUUGGACUUUACCCCGCGCUCCACUUCUGCCCAACGCGCCUCAACACCUCAGACUGCCCGACUCGUGACCGCCCCCUGCCCUUGCCUGUCCCCGGCUGUCUUGCCAGCGCCUUUCAAGAGCGGGACCUCUACGGCCUUUCCUGUCUUGGGGGCCUGUCCCGUCCCUCCGCCAACUGGCUUCGACUUGGCCUCUUGCUUGCCUGCUCCUCCCCCGGCUCGGACGGCACCCUUUUCCUUAAGGCCCUAACCCUUAAGUUCAGGGACGCGAAGCCACCUCAGAGCAGCAAAGCGGCCCGCCAGCAGCCCGUGUGCCAGAAGGGUUUCGACAGUACUUUGGGUUUUCCAGGUGAGGGUCCUCAGACACCUGUGAGCGAGGCCCCCCCGCUUGAGCCCCGCAACCACCGAGACCGGGCCCGCGCCAAAGCCCGAGCCGGCUUUGCGCUGGCCCAAGGCAGGCCUGUUCUGGAAAGGACCACCAAGAACCGGGCUUUUUUGCUGAGCCUCUUUGGCGACUGGCUUAGGUCAUGUGGCCUAGACCUGGAGGACCUCCUCGACAGCAACAAGGCCACGGCCGAGACUGUGAACGACUGGGUUGUUUGCUACGGCCGGCUGUUGUUUGAGAGUGGCCGGCCCUACUGGCAUUACUCUGAGCUCAUCAACGGCAUCACGGCGAGGAAACCGAUCCUCAAGAGGGCCAUGCAGGCCUCUUGGGAUCUAGCCUUUUCCUGGAUGGCCCUUGAGCCCUCGACUCACCACGUUGCUAUGCCUGCUGUUAUUCUUUUGGCUAUGCUGGCAACUUGUUUGUGCUGGGGUUGGCUACCAGAGGCAGGGUUGUUCGCUUUGGCAUGGGGGGGCCUUCUCCGGAUCGGAGAGGCCACCUCCAUGGUCAGAGCGAACCUGGUGUUACCGCAGGACGUCCUCUUGUCCCAGCAGCACAUCUUAGCCAGGAUUGAGGAGCCGAAGACAAGGUUGCGUACGGCCAGGCAUCAGGCCGCGAAGGUUGAGCAGGCCGACUUGGUGCUGCUCAUCGCAACUGCUUUUGGCGACCUGGGCCCGACUGGUUCGAGGAGGGGCCGUUGGGCCUCUCAUCGCGUGAUGGAGAUCUACAUACAGGAGGUGAUGGCCUGCACGUUCCUCCCGCCGUCGAGUGGAAGCGAUUGGGAAUCCCUGCAGCCUCCUGGUAUGGUCUUUUCUCUGCCGGCUAGCGGCCAUUCAUUGGCUACAAACUUGCGGGAACAGCGGGAACAAGUGCUGAAGCUUUUGGUUUCGACUGCCGAUGACCUGGAUGUGUAUCCCCAGGGCUCCUGUAGGACAGAUGUCGGCUUCCAGAUGUUCGAGGAGGUCAUCAGCACCGUAGCACCGGAUUGGCCACCUGUCGAACAGGGCCGAGCGGCUUUGCCUGGCUUUGCCUCCAAGUUAUUUUGCAGUUGCUGUGUUGUCUCCCAAAGCGUCGUGAUGCCUGCCCAUACCUGCGCGAUCCUGCGUGUUUCCACCGCAGCGACGGCCUUGCAAUGUGAACGUUGCCAGAUGAUCUGCCAUUGGCCAUGGAAGCACAAGACGCCUUGCUCCCAUCUUGCAGCUUUCGGCGAGCAUGUGGACAACAUAGUGGAUGUUGACGCGAGCUGGACCAUAUCAGUAGUGCUGCUCACUGCGCCCAGGACCUUCGUCGAUUUGCAAGUUCGCGGUUUUGCAGGCCAUGCGAGCCAGAGGGCUCUGCUCGUGUGCGCAGCUUGUGUGAUGUCGGUUUGCUCUCCUGUGGACGUGCAGUGCACAGCACGGUAA
This is a messenger RNA of Symbiodinium necroappetens, 5979 nucleotides long. The record is from the annotation of a GenBank genome assembly. NCBI's taxonomy places the organism in Eukaryota, Dinophyceae, Suessiales, Symbiodiniaceae.